CGGCUUUCUUAAUAAAGUUUUAUACACGUAGUAGUACAAAUCAAGCAGUAAAAAAAAAAAAAGAUGGAUAACAAUGUAAUGUAAUAGAAAAGCGCUUAGAUUAAAUAAAUUAACGAUGAAGGGAGAAUCUUAAAUAGUAAUGUAAGUGUAAUGAGAUGUAAAAAAAACCCACACAAGUAUAGAAUAUACAAUAAAUAAACAAUAUAAGAAUUUCAGAAUGAUGUGAUAAAGAAUAUAAUAACGAUAAAUACAGAUGUAAAAACAGAGCGAUUUUAAAGGAAGGCGUUUGGAUGUGAUUAAACUGCCGUGAUGGACGGAUGGUGAAAUUUCCCCAGAUUUUAUUACCAUGAGACAGAGUUAUGAAUUAAAUUAGCAGGGUUUUAUUUUUCUCUUCUUCGUUCACGCUGUUUUUUAGACACGUUGUUGUUGUUGUUGUUGUUGUUUUUAAUCUGUAGUCUUUAAUACGCUUCCGUACGUGUCAGAAUGCACAGAUAUCGUUAAACCACUUCUUUCCCCUUAUGUUUAUUUUCCUCCAGGUAUUUAUCUGUAGUCUUUAUUCUCUUCGAGAUUACUCAAUCAUGAGUUCCCAUCGUUUUCUGGUGCAAAAUUAAUUUUCCACCUCCAAAUAAAUAAUAAAAUAAACACGUUUCUCGUCCUGACCACCAGGAGGCGCAGCUCCACCAUUCAGCUGCUGAAUCAAGACGCUUUAUUACAGGGUUUUUUUGGGCGCCAUCUUUAUUCCUGCUGUUUGUGACGUUUUUUUUUUUUUUUUAAAUUAUUUAUUAUUUCUCCUGUGUUUAUUAGAAACUCGAGCAACUAGACGACAAAAUGAAAAGGGGGGAAGAUAUAUAAAUUUUCUAUUAUUUUCAACCAAUUUCUUUACAUUUUAGCAGACACUCUCAUCUAGAGCGACUGACAGAAGCGUGUGAAAGUUUUAAAAGAAGAAAAACCACGCACGUCCUCGUGCUAGGCUUGUGACUCGGGUUAUCCGAACUGGGGGAAAAAGUCCCGUUGAGUAAGAAUUCCUACCGGGGAAAGUCGGGAAGGUGUCCUCAAGCCUGACGUCAGGACAAAAUGGCCGCCUGCACCGGCGGCGUUAAAUAAGACACGACUUGGAAUGAUCACAGUGUUUUACGUUUUACUUUAUAGAGCUACUUUAGUUCGAGUGAAACAGUCGGACCGUUUAAUAAGCACCGACUGAAAUGAAUCGAGGCUGCGAUCGGAAUUCGAGUAAUAGAAAAGAAAAAAUUACAAAUGGCUGGUGCGUAGGACAGAAUCCAUAUUUGUAAACUAAAAGGCUGAUUUGUGCGUAACGACGUUCCUUUUAUAAUAGUCCCUCUCUACGUCAGAUUCAGUCAAACGUCCAAUCUUUUUUUUUUUUUAAAGAAUCGUACCGUAGUAGAUUCAGUGGCAUCGGCAAAUAUCGGCUUGUUGCUUUAAGAAUCGGUUCGAAUCGUAUCCUAGCUAAAGUUAGCUGAACAGCUUGUUGCUAACAAUGCGCACGCUUUUCAUGGAGGCCCGUGGGGUUUUUUGUUUGUUUGUUUAUUUAUUUUUAUUUCAUGCCAAGCUUUAUUACCCACAAUGCACUGCGGUGUAUGUAGAGCAGUGCGCGAGAUUGUAGAAGUCUCGUGUGUUUACUGUUCCUGUGUACUCUGUCAGGUUCUAGUGUAGCACACUAAUUUAUAGCCUAAGCACCACUUAGCACUGAACAUUAGUGUACAUGAAGGUAAAUAUCUUAAUACACACACACACACACACACACACACAUUAUUUGCACAUGUCAAGAAAAAAAAACAUGGCUGUGUUUCUGUCUCCACUCACAUCCAGCUGUGACCCAGCUGUUUCUCUCUCUCUCUCUCACACACACACUGACUGCGAGACAACACGCUCUUAAACUCUGAGUGUGAUAUUUUUUUUCUUUAUUUUUGUCCAAACGUGCCUUUUUUAAAAGGCUGACAGUGUGAUGUGUGUGUAGUUUAACCCUGCUGAGCACUAGCGCUCACGCCAACCUGCAUGUUUCGUUGUGUGUCUCUUGGUGUGUGUGUGUGUGUGUGUGUGUGUGUGUGUGUGUGUGUGUGUGUGUGUGUGCGUGCGUGUGUGCGUGUGUGUGUAGUUGAAUGUCCUGAACAUGCAGAUGUCUUAGUCUAGGCCCCUUGAGACCUUGAAGUAGAUUUGUUGAUGCCAAGAGCUGUUCUUCUGUGUGUGUGUGUGUGCGUGCGCGUGUGCGUGCGCGUGUGCGUGCGCGUGUGUGUUUUGUGUUCCUGUUUUGUUCUCGUGUUUUGAGUCUAGUCUGAAUAUACUUUAGAUUCACUCUACCCUCACUCUGACUCUCAGCUUUACCCUCUGUGGGAUUGUGUGUAUUUAGUCGUAGUUUGGCGUACCACCGGGUUUAGUCGUAGUUUGGCGUACCACCGGGUUUAGCCGUAGUUUGGCGUACCACCGGGUUUAGUCGCAGUUUGGCGUACCACCGGGUUUAGUCGCAGUUUGGCGUACCACCGGGUUUAGCCGUAGUUUGCCGUACCACCGGGUUUAGUCGUAGUUUGCCGUACCACCAGGUUUAGUCGCAGUUUGGCAUACCACCAGGUUUAGUCGCAGUUUGGCGUACCACCGGGUUUAUCUGUAGUUUGGAGUAUGAGUGGGUCUAGUUGUAGGUCUGUGGAUUAAUUUUAGCUUUGUAUGUAUGUUCAUUGUAACUCUGUUUUGUGUCUGUUUAGUUGUGUGUGUAUGUGUGUGUGUGUGUGACCCUUUGUGAGGACCACAAAGCCAAAUAUGUUCUCACAAAAAACCCCAACUGUUUUUAUGGCUUUUAUUUGAAACAGUAGAUAAUGAUUACAUCAGUGGACGUUCUGUGAAGAAACAAGACGUGUGUGUGUGUCAGAGAGGGAGAGAACCCACCCUGGUCUCAGAGCUCUGCACUGCGUGUGUGUGUGUGUAAGCCGUGGCUGAAGCGGCAGAUGGCGCGUGUGCGUGUGCCCGAUGCGCGCUCCCAGCGCCCCCUGUCGGUGUGUGAGUGUCAGUAAGAGGAAGCCCGACGAGCUGCUCCGCUGUUUUCUGUUUUGUCAGAGAGUUGAAAAUCCGCCGAGCCGCCAUUUUCCCCCACCGUCUCUCCCUCUGACACAACAACAAUAUACCCGAGAAACACACACCGCCAGCACGCAGAUCCAGCCCGAAAACCGCGCAAUCACACCGGAACCGCGCCGUGUGCCGGGGCAGGGAGACGGAGCAGCACUGCGCCGCGGGAUUAAACACCGGAGCGGGCUUUUUUUUAUUCCCCUUUGUGCCUCUUUGUGUGAUUUCGGCUCCUUCGCCCAUUUCGUGAAUCCCAAACGGAGCGGAUUUACCGGACGAGCGCACCAGGAUUUUCUUCUUCUCUCCCCCACCUCAUUUUUAUUUUUUAUUUUUUAUUUUAACCCCCAAGAGGAAUAUCUCCAGCAACAACCCCCCACCUCUACACCCGGAUCACGCGAUUAUUCUCCAUAAUACAGAUCUCUAUUUUUAAAAAUAAUACUCAAACUGGAGCGUAAUUAGUGAGAUCCACCCCCACCCCACCCCCCCCCUUCUCGGAGUCACGUGCAGGUUGUCCUGUGGCGUGACGGUAGGUGGGUGGUGUGGCUCUGGCCUCGGCCCCCUCGCGCCGCUGAAUGGCUGCGAUGGCGCCCGCGCUGACCGACACGCCGGCCGACACUCACCGAAUCCGCCUCAAACUGGCUCCGUCCUCCUCCGCUAUCAACCCGAGCGCCGUGGAGGAAAACGGCGCCACCGGCCGCGUCCUCGUCCCCACAAACGGCGCCAUCAAACGCAAAACCCCAUCCGACAAAGAGGAUCAUCUGUCCUGCACGGCCGGAACCUUCAACAAGGAGGAGUCGGGUCGCGAUUUGGGCAAAAUCCAGCAGCUAGUGACCUCGUACCGCUGCUCGGAUGAGACCCUGAAGCUGCAGAACGUCUUCGACAUCCUGCCUAGCUUCAUGCAGCGCAAACAUCACACCCUGGAGCUGUCGGAAGAGCAGCUGAAGAGCAUCAUGAGCGUGGGGAACGCGAGUGGUCUGCCUUCUCUACAGCAGAGUGUCGGUGUUAACGGCAUGGCCAGGAAAUUCACUAAAGCAAGCAAAGACUCCAACAGCGUGACCAUGAACGGGGGCAAGCACGGGCAGACAGCGCUUCCCCUCUCUCAUACUGGAUCGACAGGGAACGGCCCCGUCAGAGAUUCUACAGAGCAGCACCAGUGCCCUAGAGGCGUCUCUCGGGACCGUCUGUACACCCGGGAUAUCCCAGAAUCCCCUGCGGCGUUCCGGCCGCCUUCGCGAGAGCGGAACAUUUCGGACAGGUUGUCGGCGCUUGGCUCGGAAGUCUCUCUGCCUCCGUGUUCUGCGCUUCACCCGCCCGGAAGCCUGGGAGGAGACCUGCACGAUCGGUCGCAGCAGGUCGAGAGCCGUCAGCUGGAGAUCGAGGGUCGUCUGCGGCGCCUGCGCAAGCGGCUGCAGGUGGUGCAGGCGAAGCAGGUGGAGCGUCACGUGCAGCAGCAGCUUGGUGGAUUACUUCACAGUACCCUGGGGCCUCGGGACACCCGCUUCCAUCAGGAGAGAGCAGAAGCGAGCCGCUUCCUGAGGGGCGGAUCGGCCACGGCCGAAUUGGAGCGACUCUCGCUGAGCUGCAGCACCAACCUGCGAGCGGCGGAAAGUGCCUUCGAUUCAGACGUGACUGAGAGCAGCUCUGGAGGAGAGACGGACGUGGAAGAGGACGAGCUGGCCCGGGUGGACGUCGAGCAGAGGCACAUUUCUCUGUGGAGGAGAGCUGAGGGCCGUUAUGCAGUGGAGCGCUCCUCCAUCAUCAGUCACUGGAACUGGCUGCAGGCUCACGUCUCUGACUUGGAGUACCGCAUCCGCCAACACACCGACAUCUACCGUCACAUCCGCACCAGCAAGGGUGCCGUGAUGCUGGGUGAGAGCUCAGUCUGUGAGACAGCAACCGAGAAUAGCAGCAGCUUGUCUAGGACGGAGAGUCCCACCUGUCCACAGAUGCCUGACGCUGACGUGACGGACGGCUCCAUGUCGGCCCUCGGUGUCUCCAUGGAGACGAACCUGAGGAAAAGUUACCCGUCUGUCCGACAUGUUAACGGGGUCAUAAACAGUCUGCGUUGCAGUUCUCCGGCUGUGUCCGAGCCGGAGCAUCAGAGGCCGAGUGCUCCAGACCCGAGCUGUGUAGCAGCACGAACUCGACCGCUCAUCUCCUGCAGGAGGAGACGCCUGAUCCAACCCUCCACACUUCCUCACCUCAACAACAAGGCACAGACGGGCCGGUGGUGUGGCUGUGAUGUCAGUGGUCAGUGUGUGAUGUGCUGUAGUCGUCCUGCUGCUCCGUCACACACUCUGUUUCAGCGCCCCCUGCUGGACAGACUGGCUCAGCUCGACCCCUGCGUCCACCCCGUCCUCUCCUUCACAGAUGACGUUGGAAUGGGUCUGCACUUGCAGCGUGUGAUGAAGUGUCACUGGCAGGGCCGGCCGCUGGACAAGAUCAGAGCCAUCAAGAAGCUCUCGCUCAAACACUCGAAGUUCACUCCGAGCGGCCGUCUCCUCGACCCUUCAUCAUCUUCCUCUUCCUGCGCCAAAGACAAGCUCAAGCUGACCAGCUCGCUCCUCUCCACAGUCCGUUUGUCCCAUCACAGAGUGAGAUCAGAGAAGCUGUAUCGACACCAGCAGAGUGACAGCGAGUCUCGUCAGCUGUACAGAGCAGAGCGCAGUCACACUCGCAAGAGACCCCGAGAACACUCACUGGAGCGCGACAAUGUCAGUAAGGUGUAUAUGGAGGUGGCGAGCCCGAGUUCCUCUCUGACCACGCCCACUCUCAGUCCUGUAGUGAGACAGCUGUCGUCCUCCGAGAGCCCGACGCCCUGCAGUCUCACCACCACACCCCAGCAGGCACAGCGUAAGAGGAGAGUGGAGAGCUCGUUUGACAUCAACAACAUCGUCAUCCCCAUGUCUGUGGCAGCGACCACCCGAGUGGAGAAACUGCAGUACAAAGAGAUCCUCACGCCCAGUUGGAGGGAGGUGAACGUCACAGCCAGUCACAUUUCUGAGGAGGACGAUGCAGUGGAGAUUGAGGAUUUAUCGGAUGCGGCGUUCUCUCAGCUUCAUCUCCCGUGUGAAGAGCAGGAACGUUCUCGCUGGAGUUGGACGUCCAGUUCGGUUGCCAAGAGGAGGGGCAGCCGGUCGUAUAAGUCAGUGGAUGGACGCAGCACUCCACUGCUGGGUGGAACGAAUCCCUCCACACCUCAGCCUUCGUCUCCCGACCCGUCUCACUUUUCACUGCUGCAGGACUACAGCUCGGCCCCUUCGCCCUCGCCCUCCAGCCCUGCCAGCCCUGAGCUGCUCGCGCUCUCUCACACACACACGCCCAGCUCCAGAGACUCCCACCGGCUCCUGUCUAACGAGGACACGCGCUGCUCCACCCCUGACACCAGCUACGACGAGACGCCCGUGCAGCCGUGGGAGCGGCGAUCGUUCCCCCUGGACGCAGAUCCGGCGCAGGAUCACGAGCAGCACGCGAGUCCGGGCGGCGAACGCACGUUUCGAACCGCGCGGCGAAUCUCUGGCUGCAGGAGCGGCUCCAGGUCCGAGUGUGAGGGCGAGCCUCCGUCACCGCUGGCUGAAGACAUGGGCCGGCACAGGAGCAACUCAUACAGACAUACACACUGCUGAAACGUUCUCCACACACACACACACACACACACACACACACACACACACCCCUCCAGCUCCAGCGCCGCCGUACAGAGCAGAUUAAACCUCCUGCUGUUUGAUAUUCAAACAUCACUUAGUUCUUUCACAGUUUUCAGUGAAUUUGAUGAGUUGAAGAUUGGAAACAAGUAGACGACUUCUGUUUGUUUUUGUUUUUGUUUUGUUUCGUUUCAUUUUGUUUUUGGGUCACUGGAUAUUAAACGUUGGUGGCCGGCCGUUCAGAGACAGAAAGCAGGAAACCGAGACUCGGUGGUGUCCUAAAUCGCUCAUGUGCACUUGCUUCGCAUUGGAACGUAUUGAAUAGAUUGUAAACCAGCGGGUUGACCACAAGCUCCCUAUUGUUCUGAUUUAGGUCCAACCCAAACACGCACAUAAACGUCUGACCAUCAGGCACGUCCUUAUUACUAUUACUAUUAUUAUUAUUAUUAUUAUUAUUCAUUCAUUAUUUUUCUCAGCACUUCUCUUUUCAUUCUCAGCGUCUUUAAUCUGCGGGGCCAGCUUUAACAGAAAUCCGUUUUAAUCAGCUUCCUGUCCGGUCGAUCGCUCUAUCGUGUGAAAGUGCCCUGGUUCCGCGAGGUUUAGUAGAAAGCGGUAGGUCGCACGUUCGUGUACACGCCGGACGAGCGGCGUGUGAUCGCGGGUCAGCGCUCGGGGGGUUUACGUCGUGCGUGUUAACUCGUACGAGCGGUUUCUUUACCUGAGAACGAAUCGGACGCAGCACUCGAUUCGAGCCGCUUUUGUUUAGUCCUGCUGUCUGAACGCUCGAAAUGAGAAAUCCCCCUUACGCGGGAGAACGUUUGCGCAGCUCCUCUUCUCGGUAUUUGCACUCCGAAGCCCGGCACCGUUCUGUCCUCUUUCGUUGCGUCGCGUUUUCGUAUUCCCUUUCUCGACUCACGCCACUCGAAUCGUUUUGACGUGGACGCUGAUCUGAGAAUUUCUUUCCUCCGCGCCCUUUCUCUUCUUUUGCGAGAGAUUAUUAUUCGGACCGAGGCAGGAUCGCGGGAUUGUUUUCCCCAGCAGAGAGAUUUCAUACGUUACAAUCAUACUACGUUCAUAGCUACUUUAUUGGAUGAUUAUUUUUCAUUUAAUCAUGAUCCGAGUCCUCAUUAUGACUCCUAUAAUCGAAUCUUGACUCUUAGCGUUUGUGUUGCGGUUAGCGAUCAGUUUGUGUACAGCUGCCAAGCUGAAACGGCUCACGUCGCCGAGGGGCGUGGCCUCCACGAGCGUGGGACUCCAGAGAGACGAGGGGGCGGGACUAAAGCUUUUAACAGUGCGCAAAAUGUCUACCUGUGUGAAAAAACCUACAGGUGUGAUGGCGAUCCACACGACAAGCGAGUGUCGAGAUGCAGGUUUACCGUUUAUAAUCAAGUUUUGAUUUUUGGACAAAGUCGUGAUGAAUUUUGACGUAUUCGUGUACAGUAUAAUUAGGUCCGAUCUAAUCCAGUGGGGUUAAGAUCUCUACACCGGCUCUCUAGCAGCGUUAGGAUUUGAGAUUCCAGCUUUUUUAGCUAAUUUAGCACCGCGCCGCAGUUUUGUUUGUUUUCUUCCCCCUCGUGGAGCCGCACUGCGUCUCACGUCCCCGUCAGUCACGUCCAAGCUUCUGCUUUCAGUUUAUUCAGCUCCCAUACCUGCGCUUUCUCGCCUCCGGCACUCUCACGUCUGUCUGCCUUUGACACGCACAAAGCCCUUGUACCCUCGCCUUUCUCACGUUCUUGCCUCGUUUCUGUUUCUCGACCCACUGGACAGUCUGUAAUUCCGCCUGUUACGCCAUGAGAGUAUUUUACGCUCGGGUCAGUGUCUACACGUUAUUAUACGCUCUCGUUAACCAGCAGGUUUUUGUUUAACCCUUUAAAAUCAUCACCCCUGAGUGAGUGUGUGUGUGUGUGUGUGUGUGUGUGAUGUGUGGUGUAAUAAAAAAUGUUUGUUUUUUUUUUAAAACACCGUGAAGAAUGAAUCUCAGCUACUUGGCCCGUUUUAUCCGUUCUCUUCCCCUGAUUAAUAAACACACCUCCUGGAUGGCGAUGGUCUGCUCUGCGCGCUCGUACAGUUCGAUUAGCGUUCAGGAUCCGAUGUCGUGCUGUGCGAGAGAUUUUCCUACGCUCCGUGUCCAACAUGGUGAAUUUGAUUGGUGUUGUGGGGAGGGAGGGAGGGAGGGAUUUGAGUAGGAGGAGUCUGGUGUAUCAUUUAGCAUGUAAUAGUUUGUAUUAUAAAAAAAAAAAGAAUAUAUUUUGUAAAUACAUUGUUUGAUUCUUUACCGUGUUCUGAUUUUUGAGGCUGUAGCUGUCCUGAUUGUAUAGCGAGAAGACGCGUACAAAAAAAAAAUAUUUAACAACUUUCUUUACGGAAAUAAAGGUGUAUGGAUCAUUGGCAAAUCUGACAGCGUUUGUGCUUCUCCAAAUUAAAAGUGAAUUAUAUUGUA
Ictalurus furcatus (blue catfish) is the source of this 9153-nucleotide messenger RNA. It is a transcript of the gene kansl1b, whose product is annotated as KAT8 regulatory NSL complex subunit 1b. Bases 3642 to 6695 code for a protein of 1017 amino acids. Gene Ontology annotation, molecular function: histone acetyltransferase binding. The record is from RefSeq and is a predicted model, not a curated record. NCBI's taxonomy places the organism in Eukaryota, Metazoa, Chordata, Actinopteri, Siluriformes, Ictaluridae. The transcript has 15 exons. Gene Ontology annotation, cellular component: NSL complex.